GCAAAACAAAACACAGAGACACCCAAAAUUCCGAUUCACAUUCCGGUCAACACACUCGCAUAUUCCGUUUCCAGUUUCGUUGUCCGACUCAAGAUUCCGAAUUGCUGGUCCGGCCAGGGCUAGCCUCCGUUAAUGCAACCACGGCUCCAACGAAACCAAGCGUAAAGAUUUCAAGAAGAGAAUGCAUGGAAGCUUCCGCUAAGUCGUUGAUUGCAUGCCCUUCGUUCCACGGUGGUCGCGGUGCCCUCCCUUCCGCCGGUGGGCAUCCCGCCGAUCUCACCUUCCUCGCCGGCGGCGGCUGCUGAGUCCCACGGCGUCGUUUUGCGGUCGUUUCUCUUUCUGGUUUUCGCAAAAAUUGAUUUGUGUUUUGAACCAUGGUUACCGUCGAUCAGCUUCAGGGUGAUAAUUUCUCGUCGCAAUGCGGACCUUUGUCUUUGAAAGGUGUUAGAAUCCCACUUUACCGAUUUGGUUGCAAUUCUGUUUUGGAUGAUGGUUGUGUUGGAGGAGAUGCUUGUUUUUCAGAAGAGGAAGAAGAACAGAGUUUAUUGGAUUCGAUUCUUCUUGCCCAGUGGGAGGAUCGGAUGUGGAAAGGUUUAUUCAGAUAUGAUGUGACAACCUCUGAAAUUAAGGUUAUCGAUGGGAGGAGAAAGUUUAUUGCACAGUUUAAUGAAGGAUGCGGUACAGAUUGUAUACCCAAACUGGGCAAGAGCAAAAUCAGCCAAGGAUUGUUUGAGUUUAGCUGGCUGGAUCGCCAGGAGGAAUUACUAUUUUCUGUUGCAAGGGGUGAACAGUCAAACCCGGAGCUUGUUCUUGCGGCUGAUGUCCCUGAUUCUGCCUUAUUGAUUACUGUAAAUGCAUCCCCUGUUGAAUAUGGCCAUGUCUUCCUGAUACCAUAUUGCUCGAACAUUCUUUACCAGUUCCUGGAUGCAAAAUCCUUGGAAUUGGCUCUAUGCGUUGCUGUUGAAGUAAAGAACUACUCUUUUCGCCUGUUCUAUGACUAUUCACCCAGUGCUUCUCAUAUAUAUUUCCAGGCUUGCUAUUUUCAAAUCCCUUUACCUGUCGAGUUUAUGCCUUCUGAUACAUUCUUCAUUGAUGGCCAAAAGGGGAUGCUUAUUUCUUCUGUUGCAGACUACCCCAUUAAGACCCUUGUGUUUGAGAGCAACCACUUUAAGUUGAUGUUGGAGGUUGUUGCUGAGAUAUGCUCUUCUUUACGGGGAAAGCUCAUAUUGUAUAAUCUGCUGAUAUCUGAUCAUGGCAGAAAGAUCUUUUUGUUUCUUCAGCAACAGACUUCAAAAACCUCUUGCACCCUUUCAGCUUGGGAAUGUGGGGGCUACUUCUUGUUUAAAUCAAGGUCUGCAUUCGAUCAAUCUACUGAGAAGAAUUUGCUAAAACAGCUAAGUACUGUCUCCAUUGAUGAGGAGGGUUUCCAAGCAGUUAAGCUGCUGUGUAGCAACAUUGCGAGCAAGUUUACUUCCUGAAUUUGGGAGCUGUGCUGUAUAUAUACCAUGAAAGAUAUUCUGCUCUAAGCCCUAAGAGAAUACUAAAAUCUGAUGUACACUCUUGUUCAUAUUUGGUGUACUUGGCACACUCUACUGUAAACUGCUUAUUGAAAUAAAGAAAUAAAGAAAUUUUGGAUUCUGAAAAUCCAUAGUCGAAAA
Messenger RNA from Rosa chinensis, 1658 nucleotides. RefSeq names its product GDP-L-galactose phosphorylase 1. Gene Ontology annotation, cellular component: cytoplasm. The record is from RefSeq and is a predicted model, not a curated record. Gene Ontology annotation, biological process: glucose metabolic process. NCBI's taxonomy places the organism in Eukaryota, Viridiplantae, Streptophyta, Magnoliopsida, Rosales, Rosaceae. Gene Ontology annotation, molecular function: GDP-D-glucose phosphorylase activity. The transcript is spliced from 7 exons. The coding region runs from base 375 to 1478 and encodes 367 amino acids.